CCAGUCAGUCGGUCAGUCGGUCGGUCAGUCAGUCAGUCGGUCGGUCGGUCGGUCAGUCGGUCGGUCGGUCAGUUAGUUCAAACUCUGCAGGUUAUCAGCAACUUCUCUUCUAGAUUCUAGGUUCUGGACCUCCUCCUCCUCCUCCUCCUCCUCCUCCUCCUCGUUCAUCUUCAUCAUCCUCAUCAUCAUCAGCCAUGCUCGACUCGUAUCCAGCAGAGGGCGUCUCACUGUCCGACACUAAGUACCGUCCUCUACCAGAUCAGUCUUCAGUCCCUGGAGCUCCACGGGUUCCUGGAGCAGUGGCAGUCACGAUGGAGCACACCACCGUGACCAUCACCAGGGAACAGCCCAAAGACCACAUCGUCUGGUCCGUCAUCGGCCUGUUUUUCGCUAACAUCCUGUGCCUCGCCCUGGCAGCGUUCAUCUGCUCCGUCAAGUCCAGGGACCGCAAGAUGGUCGGAGACCUGGUCGGAGCUCAACGCCACGGCUCCACGGCCUUCUCCCUCAACGUGGCCAACACCGUCCUGGCUGCUGUCCUGCUGCUCCUUGUGAUUGGUCUGUGCUUCCACAACCCCAUGAUGCUGGGAGCCUUGUCCGGGUUAUGGUUGAGGUUGAUUUAAAUCGCUGUUUUGGUUUGUUUGUUUUUUCUAGACAGUGAUGGUUCAGAGAAAUAAAUCCAGAUCAUUUCAUUAACUCUUCCAGUUUGGCAGCCUCACGUUUCACUCCAGAGAGGCCGUGUCUGUGGCUGCAGUUUGAUAAUAAACUGUUUUUGCUGUGA
Molecule: messenger RNA, 778 nt
Organism: Cynoglossus semilaevis (tongue sole)
Lineage: Eukaryota; Metazoa; Chordata; Actinopteri; Pleuronectiformes; Cynoglossidae
Product: interferon-induced transmembrane protein 1-like
Exons: 3
Coding region: 195-620 (141 amino acids)
Cellular component (GO): plasma membrane
Source: RefSeq, a predicted model, not a curated record